Molecule: messenger RNA, 1431 nt
Organism: Adineta steineri
Lineage: Eukaryota; Metazoa; Rotifera; Eurotatoria; Adinetida; Adinetidae
Source: the annotation of a GenBank genome assembly
AUGGCACAAAACAAGGCCGUACCUCAAAAUUCUGUCGAAACUUACACAAUCUACCCCACUACUAAUAAAUACAAUCGUCCACCUCCACCAUCAACAAUAGCACUUCAUGGUAUGGAUCUUAUCGGUGCUCCUAUAGAUAUCCGUAAUCACCGGUUCUUCCACCCUCCACCAUCUCAUCUGAUGAGCACUACUACGGACUUAAUCGAUAAACUGAAAUCGUCUCUUGCCGAAGCACUCGAGUUGUAUCCACCAGUUGCAGGAACUGUGGAAGUCAAUGAAAAGGGUGAGUUUUACAUCGCUAUGAAUGCCGAAAAUAGAUUGGGUACACCGUUCCUGGUCGAAAUAAAAGACACACCGUAUGUUGGCGAUUCGGAAGCUCUAUCUCCUCGACUUGAUAUGUUGCUACCUCCAUCAUCAAGUACAUUAGCAGUCAAAGUAACUCAGUUUUCCUGUGGAACGAUCGCCGUAGCCGCUUCUAUUAAUCACCUAGUCACUGAUCUACGUGGUUUUCUCGAUUUUCUUGAAGUCUGGGCUCAACUUGCUCGAGGCGAAACCAUAGACUUUACGAAAAUUCCCGAUGAUUGGUCUCAUACUCCUGGUCGAUUUUUUUCUGAUCUAAUCCAGAAAUCAACAGUACCAACGGCUCCUCCAGGAUUUAUGGUUCUUCCUACUCCGCCAACUGGACCACCUUCAUAUCUAUUGGAACCAUCAGAAGUUACAAGAUGGAAAUUUACUAAGAGUGUUGUAGAACGAUUAAAAAAUGAUUUCUCACCUUCUCACGAGUCUGAUCUAUGGAUUUCAUCGGGUGAUGCACUUGCUGCUCUUCUUGGUGGUGUCAUUACACGUGCUCGCGAAAAUGCAAAUGUGGCAAGACUAGAAGGAAGAUCUAGUUUGGAGUCACAAAUUGAGACACUUAUGAUGGCUGCUGAUGGUCGAGAUAGAGCUCCUCAAGGAAACAUGUCUGAUGGACGAUACUUUGGAAACUUCAACCCCCUUUUUCAAACCGUCGUUUCACGCUCUGAUUUAUUAUCUCUCACUUGUGAGUCAGCUUCUCGUGUCGCUCUGGCAGUUAGAAACGCUGUGAACCUUCAACUAUCACCAGAAGCUAUUGCUAACAAGAUUUCGUUUAUGGAAGCUCCCGAAAACACUAAUCCUCCUGGCCCCAGUCGUAUUUCUUGGACAGCAGAUGUAAUCAUGACCAAUUGGUGUCGAUUUGAUUUACAAAGCCCAAGAUUAGGUUUUGGUUGGGGAAAACCUUUUUAUGCAACACAUGGUGGUGGUACUAUUUACCCACCUGGAUAUAUGCUGUUGACGCAGGAGAAGAGUUCUGGAGAUAUUUUUGUUAUAAUGGCAGUGGAACGGGCAGGUGCGAAUAGGGUGAAAGCUGACUCAUUGUUAAACAAGUAUGCAGAACUGGUCACACUUCCUUAA